CCCACGUUUUCAAGUGUGACCGUUUCUAUUAAACGGGUGGAAAAAAUACUAGAAAAAAGAUAGCAGUCGUUAAACAGCACUCAUACAAUAAACAGGAACUCACAAUAAUUCGUUCUAGGCUUUGAAGCAAAAGAAGAGAAAAACAGAACAGAGAAGAUAACUGAUCGGAAAUGGCAUACUAUCAGCAACAGCCUUUUUACAACCCCAAAAUCCCUUUUACUGGGUCUAUCCAAGGAGGCUUGCAGGACGGCAAAAGUAUUAUUAUCAGUGGACGGGUUUUACCAGGGGCGAACAGGUUCCACGUGAAUUUCAAGUGUGGUUCAGACAUUGCCCUACACUUUAACCCACGUUACGACAAUUGGACUGGAUACAUAGUGACCAACACCAACCAGAACUCUCGAUGGGGCACAGAGGAACGCAUAUGCAAGCCACUCUUCCCCAUUGGUCACCAGUUCACCCUGCAUUUCCUCGUCAGCCAGGACUCAUACAAGAUAAGUGUAAACGGUAACCACAUAAUGGAAUACAGGCAUCGUAUCCCAUUCAGCAACGUAGACGCUAUUGCAGUGGAUGGGAUGGUGGAGAUUAAUUCCAUUGCUUUCCAGAACCCUGCGCCAAGUUUCCCCCAGCCAGGGUUUCCUGGUGCUGUGCCUGCCUAUUUAGGAUUCCAGCCCCAAUAUGCUAUUCCUUCAGGAUGUGCUGCACCACCUUCAUUUCCUGCUCAGCCUAGCUAUAGUGUGCCAUACAAAAGUAUCAUCAGUGGUGGAUUACUGCCUGGCAAAAACAUUUACAUCCAAGGAGUGGUUAUGCCUAAUGCCCACAGAUUCUCAUUUAACCUACGCCACAGAAGUGGAAUUGCAUUCCACUACAACCCCCGUUUCGAUGAGAACUUGGUAGUGCGCAACACACUGGCGAUAGACAAGUGGGGAUCAGAAGAGCGCUCUGGAGGAAUGCCAUUCCACAAGGGACAACCCUUCCAGGUGGUUAUCUCCUGCGGCCCGCACCAGUACAGCGUAUUUGUCAACGGCAUGCAAGUGCACACAUACAACCACCGUUUCACCAAGCUGCAUGAGACUGACAUUCUGGAGAUUUCUGGUGACCUGAGCUUGACCUUUGUACAGGCUUGAUUUUUUUUUUUUUUUUUUUUUGUAUUUUGUAUUUUGACUGAGUACUUUCUUUACAACCUAUACCAGGUCAGUGUUUGUUACUUUUUAUUGCUAAAUUAGCCAGUUGGUUCAUCUUUACUGUGAUCUGGUGUACAACAAAAGGAAAACAAAUUCAGGCCAGUGUGAAUGCUGGUUUCUUGAUUCUUUUUUAAAAAUAUAAAUAUAAUCUUCCUCAUAAUUCAAUUCAAUAAUUCAAAUGUAUUUUGUAUUUUGAUGACCUCCUACCACAUUUUAGAACGACAACUUUAUUAAGUAUAGUAUUAUAAUUACAGUUUUGGUAUAACGAUUUUAUAGCAUUUUGUAAUUCUGUUUUUUUUUUAAAUAUUUUAUAAUCUCGUUAAAUACGUUCAUUUAGACCUUACCGUUACCAGUACAACAGCGCCAUCUAGUGUUCACCAUAACUGUGCUAGUCCUGCUGUUUUUCCUUCUCUUGCCUUAAGAUGGGGGUAAAUGUCUGUUCACAAAGGCAGUAUUGGAAUUAUUCUAUAAUACUUAUUUAGUCUAUGCAUGGUAAAAUAUAACUACAUUUGUAAUACAGUUAAUGAAUUUUUUAAUUAUAUAUUGUCUGCUUCCAAGUAUGCUCCUUGAACCAAUAAAAAUAAUCAAAUUUCAAA
Messenger RNA from Electrophorus electricus (electric eel), 1777 nucleotides. Its product is annotated as galectin-9-like. Gene Ontology annotation, molecular function: galactoside binding; carbohydrate binding. Gene Ontology annotation, biological process: negative regulation of type II interferon production; negative regulation of CD4-positive, alpha-beta T cell proliferation; positive regulation of gene expression. The record is from RefSeq and is a predicted model, not a curated record. Lineage: Eukaryota; Metazoa; Chordata; Actinopteri; Gymnotiformes; Gymnotidae. Gene Ontology annotation, cellular component: nucleus; cytosol.